Molecule: messenger RNA, 5246 nt
Organism: Branchiostoma floridae (Florida lancelet)
Lineage: Eukaryota; Metazoa; Chordata; Leptocardii; Amphioxiformes; Branchiostomatidae
Product: TRAF3-interacting protein 1-like
Exons: 15
Coding region: 1175-2842 (555 amino acids)
Biological process (GO): cilium assembly; regulation of microtubule cytoskeleton organization; intraciliary transport
Cellular component (GO): ciliary basal body; intraciliary transport particle B; centrosome
Molecular function (GO): microtubule binding
Source: RefSeq, a predicted model, not a curated record
AGUGCUAUUCUCUCCAAGUAGAGCUUUUGGUUGUUUUAGACAUCCUUUUAGGCCUUGCUUGCACCUGUGUUCAACAAGCUGGGACCAAUUAUCUACUCUCCAAGCAGAGGUAAGGCAAACUGGUUGUUCCUGGUAAAGACAGUAUCAAAUACUUUAGCCCCCACAACUAAUUAACAGUUGUUUUUUUUUUGUCAUACUCUUAUUUAUCCUGUGCUAGUCCAUUCCCUACAGACUGGUGCCCUGAGACCACUAGUUUAGAAACCAGACUGAUAAUCAGAAUCACACAUAAAAUGUGGCAGAGAUGAUUUCAGUAGGGACUACUCUGAAAUAAAUAAAAAGUGAUUUCAGUGACUAUUGAACUUGUUAGAGUCAGUUUGCAACCAGAAAGCAACAAAACUGCCCCUGGGGGAGUAAGCUGCUGCUUGAGGGUGACAUUACAAAAGCACACAACUUCUCCCUUACACCAAACGCUAUCUUCCGCCCAAACAAAAAGAAGAUCAGUUUGUCCAAGACAAAAGAUACUACUCCCCUUCCCCGAUGCAGACCCUCAUAAUGUUACCCAAGGAGAUUUUUGACCAGGAAGAAGUUAGCGUAGCUAACAUGUUUGACCGAGUUUGUAUGACACAUUGGCAAAUUCGGCUUUCACAGGUGCCCGUUCUCCAAAUUUUCUAACGGUGUUAAUGAGAUAGCUGUAUGGGUGUCCGUUCUUCAGCUGUUCUAACAGCUAGACAAGUUACAGAGCUGAACAAGUGUCCCUUUUUCAGCCUUUCUUCUACUCAGCUGGACAGGUGUCCGUCAUUCUUCAGUUCUUCCACUCAGCUGGACAGGUGUCCGUUCCCUUGGUAACCGCCCCCAACAAGCCUUCCCGUCGUGCCUCGCUCUGGCCGCAGUGCGCAGGCGCACAGGGUAUUAUGGGUAUGCAUUCUUCAUUUUUGUGCCGCGGAUAUUUCGGAAGAAAGUCGACCAGCAAAUCUUCACAUUCCACUUUCCCAAGGCGUUUAAGAUGCUUUCUUACCGCUGAAGGAGCUGAAAUCGGCGUUGUGCAAUCUUCAUAGCCCUUACCGUCAAGUGAAUUCACCAGACUUCAAUGUGCACAGAAGAUAGCGUUGUACCACACUUGUGAUAUCUUUGGAUUUUUCUUGCAAGUUGCGUCGUUCUUAGAAGGAGUGAAAAUAUGGGGGAUGACUUGGACAAGGUGGUGAAAAAGACUCAAGACACUCUCGGGAAAAUCGUCAAGAAGCCGCCACUUACGGAGAAGCUUCUGAAGAAACCACCCUUUAGAUUUCUGCAUGACAUAUUCACAGAGCUGAUCCGGUCCAGUGGCUAUAUGAAAGGGUUAUAUGGUGACAGUGAGAUGGUCUCUUCAAAUGUUAAGGAAAAAGACAGCAAGAUAGCCUUCUUACAGAAAGCUAUAGAUGUAACUGUAAUGGUGACAGGAGAACAGUGUUCUGUUCGACCUUCCAAAGUUGUAGCAGGACACGAACCGGAGAAGACGAACGAAUUGCUCCAACUUAUGGCCAAGGCAAUUAAGAGCAAGAUGAGCAGUGACGAGGCAGUACAGCGGGUUCUGAACGGAGAGAAGCCGGGAUCAGGGAAACCACCCACGGGGAAGAAAGGUGACAAAAGCGAACACAAGAGCCGCGACAAGGACAAAGAUAAGGACAGAAGGCGUCACCAUGACAAGGAGGACAAGAAGGGGUCUGGUAGUCGGGACCGAGCCAAGGAGAGGAGUAAAGACAGGAGCAGGAGUGCAGAUAAACAGAGGGAGGAGAGACGGGAGAAAAAGGACCGAGAGAAGGAGAACGAAGGAGGGAAGGACAAGAAAGACAGACAGCAGAGGAGAGAGGAGGAGCGAGAGAAACCUGCAGAGAAGACCGAGUCACCGUCAGAACCGGACACGGCUGUGGGCAGCAACAAGCAGGAGGAGGAGGAUUCCGAGCAGGUUGCCAGUCGCAUUCCCCGGCCGUCGUCAGCCAAGGGACAGAGACGCAGACACGCGCGGGAAGAUGGUUCUGAUGGUGAGGCGGACCAUGACUCCGCACCACAGGGUGACGCCAGCCAUGCGGAAAUGAACGGGGAAGUCAACGGAACAGACGAGCUUCAUCCGCAAGUCAUCGCAAGCCGGAAGAUUCCCCGGCCGGGUAGCGCCAGGCCUGCUGCCCCCAGAAGAACCAGGAGACCAGAACCACAGGAGGACCCCAGUGCAAGGAUAGGGAGUGGUAAGCAGGUGUCCAGUGUCAUCAUUGACGACGGGGGGAACUCCGAUGAUGAUGAUGAUGAUGAGACCUUUGUGGUGGAAGACUCCGGCCCCGUUCCUCCUGAGAUGGAGCCCUUGGAGCCCACCUCUGGUGAAGUGGCAGAUGAUGGAGAACACGGAGGUUUGGUCAGGAAAAUCCUGGAAACCAAGAAGGAGUUGGAGGGACAACCUAAAUCAGCACACAAGAAGGAAGUGGAGAAGCCGCUGGUGUCGGAUGCAGCCUGGAGAAAGGAGAGAGAAAUGGUGUCCAAGGAGGUGGAAAAGUUACGGGCAGCCAUCCAGGUUCUCUGCCGGAGUGCCAACCCUCUUGGUAAAGUCAUGGAUUACGUGCAGGAGGACAUGGAUGCCAUGCAGAAGGAGCUGGAGGUGUGGCGGAAGGAAAACAAGGAACUGGACAUGGCAAUCAAGAGAGAACAAAGCAUCACCAAUAGUGAGGUUGAGCCACUCAAGGCCCAGCUGUCCGAACUGGACCAAGCCAUGACGGACCAGCUGGACCAGAUUGCUGCGGUCAAGGCCAACAUCAUGCGUAAUGACGAUAAAAUCAACAAGAUGAUGGCCAGUAUGAACUUUGCCUCAAGAACCUAGCACAAGUGACUCUACAGAUCUGGGCUUUGGGUGGUUAGGAAACAAAAUUUGUUAUUGUUGUUGUUGUUGUUGUUGUUGUACAAAUGCUGACAGAGAGAAACACUGUAGCCGAGUAAACUUAAUGUUAAAUUGUGCUGCAUUUAAAGGCCAAUUUGUUGGAUGCAGAGUUAUUCUCUUCCAUCAGGAAAAAUUGUCAGUGACACUAUGGAGGAAUAAGGUGAAGUAAGAUAGACUGAGUUGAUUGUAUGGUUAGCAUCCUCUAGGAACUCCAAACCUGAUGAGUGUGUGAGAAAAAGUAGGGCCCAAAAAAAUUGCCUUCAUUUUGAAAUCUUGGUCAGGAAGGUUAACUAUUCAGCACACAAUGUAAAAUGUUCAGUUUGCAAGGAGUAAGUAAACGACAAAAUCAGCAGUCUUUACAACAGGAAAACGGGCAUUUUAUGACAGAUAUCCAUUUUCCUAUGUAUUUUGCCACUUCGAGCAUAAAUUUGUUCAUUUUAUGUUUUUGUCAUUUCUGGCAAAGAUUUGUUCAUUUUGUACAACAGAAUGGGUGCAAUGUUUUGGGAAAAGGAUGGAAAUUGAUGCAUGCACGGAUGUCAUCCAUGUAAUCAAAUCAGUGUGGUCUAAGCUCAAUUUACUUGGUGUACACUGGAAAGGGAAAGGAUUUAUCCAUGUACAGGUUAGUGAAAGUAGGACCGGUCCAGAUGCCACCUUUUGUCAUAUGAGAAGAGAGUGAAAAUAUGAGGUAGCAAUAAUCUACAAUUGUGAAUAAUAACACUUUUAAUAGAAUGGGGAAUAUGAAAUUGCAGAACGUUGUCGCAUCUUAGUAACUUAAAGUUUGUGGUUAAGAAAAAAUAGUGGAUGUAUUGUGAUCCUUAGAUGAACUAUGGUAUGUCUAUCUUAAUUAUAGCAAAAUAGCCAGAGUUUGAGAGAUGUCCUGAUUGUAAGGAAUUCGUUCAUAUGUGUAUAUUCUGAUAUUCAGUUACAAUCAAGAUUGUAUAUAUUUCUGGAAUACCCUGUGCCUGUGGACAAUAUUACUAGUACUGGCAUGAAAAGAGAAAUUGUAUGAUACAUUAUACACUUCCUGCAUGUUUUUGUUAAAUGCUACCAAAGCUUGCAUGAUAUACACUACAGAAGUACAAAACAUUGACAGGAUGCGUAUUAUUGCCAUGUAACAAGGAUAUUGCUCAUAUCAAUAUUGGUAUGUAAAAGCUGCAGCCAAUUGUCUUAGCAUUUUUCAAGUCACUGAUAUGCAAAUGAGCAUAGGCUGACUAUGCACCAAGAAAGUCAGAAUCUGAUACUGACAACAUAUCAAUCCUACUAUUAGAUUGAUGCGACGGCAACCAUGGUUGGUUGGGGAUUGCUUAUGUCAGAGUGUAAGAUUCUGACUUUCUAGGUGCACAUCCAGAUAGUGGACAUUUGCAUAUUCGUGAUUGGACAAACGCAACUAGUCAACUAAUGGGUUUGUCUCACUUCUCAGUAGAGAAUUCUGAUUGGAUGACCUUUGCUGUUGUGGUGACAUCACAUGAUCUCUUCUUAGUAACACUUCUCAACAUACUUGUACAUUCAUCAUUUCAUUCUUCUCAACAUAGAAUGUACAAUAUACAUUAUGUUGACUUACACAAGUCUUGUAAAUAAUUCUUGCUGCAUGUUUUUAUUGGGAUCCUGAAUUUCCAAGGAAUAAUGAAGUUUUAAAAAUGAUUCUCAUCUUUAUUUUCACACCUGAUUCUCCCAUGUGUGUGUUUUUACAAUAAGUGGGUUAAGUGAGUAUUUUUCCCGGUAACACUUUGGCUUUUCAAACACAAACUCACAUGCACAUGUGUCCACACAAACACACAAAUGAAUACACAAAAAUAUGCACGCACACAUGCAUUCACUGCAACACACAUUCACAGGCACACAUAUAUACAUGAAAUAAAUACACAUGCAGACACAGGCUUGGACACACCUGCAUGCACAUACAUACAUGGAUUGCAAGUUCUUAUAGUCCUUGAGAAAAUAACUUGUCCUUUCCCAAAGCCAGGGGAGAAAGUGACAACACUUAACUUUGAUAUGAAAUUUUCAAAUGAAUGACAUGUUGCACCUGUCAUAUACAGUUAUUUUUUCUGUGUGAAUGGGUAUACUUCGUCAGUUGAACAUAACAAGAAGGUAUGGAUUCUGUAUUGUAUAAAAACAAAAAUAUAAGUUUAAUUGACCAAAGCAUUUCAGAGUAAUGGCCUGGAGUCCACAACCACAAUGCAGUUUGUUCUUCUGUAUUAAAAUAACUGCUAUUUUGCCACCAGACUGUAUAAUAUGUACAGAAUAUGUCUUGUUUACAAUUGAAUACCUUUGAGAACGAUUGUGUCCAUAGUUCUUCGCGUAUUAUUGUUUUCGUGUUUGCACUGGCUUGGGCAGAAUAUAAAAUAAA